Megalops cyprinoides (Indo-Pacific tarpon) is the source of this 1708-nucleotide messenger RNA. Its product is annotated as tripartite motif-containing protein 35-like. Bases 71 to 1522 code for a protein of 483 amino acids. Gene Ontology annotation, molecular function: protein binding; zinc ion binding. The record is from RefSeq and is a predicted model, not a curated record. The transcript has 6 exons. NCBI's taxonomy places the organism in Eukaryota, Metazoa, Chordata, Actinopteri, Elopiformes, Megalopidae.
UUAGAGUCAAAAGUGAAACUUGCAGAGAGCGAGAAUAAGGAGAUAAACGGGUUGUAAUUUAUCCUCUAAAAUGGCAACUGUGGAGCUGUCUCUGGAAGAGGAACUCUUUUGUCCUGUGUGCUAUAACAUCUUCAAGGACCCUGUAGUCCUGAAAUGCAGCCACAGCUUCUGUAGAGUCUGUCUGCAGCAGUGCUGGAAAGAGAAGAGCUCUCGGGAGUGUCCAAUGUGUAAGAGAAAGUCUUCUGUGGGGGACCCUCCUGUAAACCUGGUUUUAAGGAAUGUUGUGGAGGCUUUUUUACAACAGCAGGCUGUGAUUGAAGUUGUAGAGAAGACUAAAUCUUCAGAGAAGAGUGAAGCUCGCUGCAGUCUUCAUGGAGAGAAACUUCUGCUCUUCUGUGAGGAGGACCAGGAAGCUGUGUGUGUCGUGUGUCAAACUUCAAAGAAACACAAAAACCACCAGCUCUGUCCAGUGGAAGAGGCUGCACUGGAUCUGAAGGAGAAACUCAAGACUGCACUGAAUCCUAUUAAAGAAAAGAUGGAGAGAUUCACUAAAGUUAAACAAGAGUGUGAGAAAACAGCAGAACACAUCAGGAGUCAGGCCCAACACACAGAGAGGCAGAUAAAGGCAGAGUUUAAGAAGCUCCACCAGUUCCUGCGAGAUGAAGAGGAGGCCAGACUAGCUGCACUGAGGGAGGAAGAUGAACUUAAGAGUCAGAUAGUGAAGGAGAAAAUACAGAACAUCACAAGACACAUCUCCACACUUUCUGACCAAAUCACAGCUAUAGAGAAGAGCAUGGACACUGAAGACAUCUCCUUCUUAAAGAACUACAAGGAUACUAACAGAAGAGCCCAGUGCACACUGCAGGAUCCACAGCUGCUUUCAGGGGCGCUGAUAGAUGUGGCCAAACACCUGGGCAAUCUGAAGUUCAGAGUCUGGGAGAAGAUGCUGGGGAUGGUGCAGUACACUGCUGUGACCCUGGACCCCAACACUGCAGCCUACACUCUCUCUGUGUCUGAUGAUCUGACCAGUGUGAGAUUUACUGGAGAGCAACAACUUCCCAACAAUCCAGAGAGGUUUAACUACUAUGCAAUGGCGUUGGGCUCUGAGGGGUUUACCUCAGGAAAACACACCUGGGAAGUGAAGGUGGGGAAUAAACCUGAGUGGAGUGUAGGAGUGGCCAAAGAGUCCAUCAAGAGGAAGGGAGAGACUGCAUGCAGCCCAGUGGGAGGAUUCUGGAUUGUAGCUCUGUGGAAUGGGAAUGUAUAUGAAGCCUAUACCUCACCUCCAACACGCCUGACACUGAGGAGGAAACCCCAGAGGAUCAGAGUGCAGCUGGACUAUGGCAGGGGGGAGGUGUCCUUCCAUGACCCCAGUGACAUGUCACACAUCUACACUUUUAAAGACACAUUUGCUGGGAAACUCUUCCCAUAUUUCAGUCCAGGUGUAAACAAUGAUGUCAACCCUGGAGCCCUGCAGAUCUGCCCGGUGAAGGUGUCUGUAACAGUGAUGUCAUCCCAGUGAUAGCAUCUGUAACAAUGAUGUCAUCAGCUAGACACAAGGAGAGGUUCCACUGAUUGUGUAUUCAUAGAUGAAAUCAUUUUAAUCAUUUUAAUGAUAUUAUUGUGUUAUUAAGUAUUAUUUUUGAUGAACAUAUCUUGGUAGUUAAUAAGUGGAUAGGAUUCGAAGCAUUUACUCAUAUUUUGUAAA